Messenger RNA from Drosophila montana, 2436 nucleotides. RefSeq names its product nose resistant to fluoxetine protein 6. Lineage: Eukaryota; Metazoa; Arthropoda; Insecta; Diptera; Drosophilidae. The coding region runs from base 59 to 2269 and encodes 736 amino acids. The transcript has 5 exons. The record is from RefSeq and is a predicted model, not a curated record. Gene Ontology annotation, molecular function: acyltransferase activity, transferring groups other than amino-acyl groups.
ACAGGCGUGCCUAAUCACAACAACAAAUAAAGCAAGGUUAGAGCCAGAGCCGAGCAUUAUGGAGCUCUGGCGCACCUUCUGGCUGCUGGCAUUGCUGGGCGUGGCCAAGGGCGCCAACAACCAGAGCUCCGCCUCCGACUGGCAGCAACAGCAGCAGCAGAAAAUGCAGUUUUAUCAGCAACACCUGAACGACUCGCUGCUGGAGAUGCCCGACCUUGAUGCGGGCGCCUCGCGCGGCGGCCAUCUGCUGGAGCCGCACCUGACACGCACCUCGGUCAUCUUCGGGCUGACCAAGGUGCUCAACGGGAGCAAUGUGAGCGCCGUGUGCCAGGCGCAGCUGCGGCAGGUGCAGCGCGGCAUACUCAGCAAACAGCCCUGGGCCAUGAAAGUGCUCGACGCAUCCGGCACAAAGCCCUCGGGCUUUAUCUAUGGCCAAAACUAUUGGCUGGGCAGUCGGGAGGCAUGCAGGGGCGUCCAGCGUCCGGUGGGCAUAACAUUGUCGAAGAACUUUGAGCGCGUGAUGCACCACGGGCUGAUAACACAGCAGUCGCCGUUCGACAUGGACUAUCGUGUGAUCUAUCUGCGCCACAAUUCGCCCUGGCAGGUGGAGAUCAAGCUGAUGUCCGAGCAGAUCAUACACAUUGGCCUCUGCCUGCCCAGGGCGUGCACAUCGGGCGAGGUGAAGCAGCUGGCCGGCGAGUAUGUCUCGCGCGGCAUGUUCGCCGAGAAUGACAUCUUUGAUAUACGGCCGGAGGUGCUCUACAUGAAGGAUCUGCAGCUGCGCGAUGUCUUCUAUCAGCGCUCCAGCUUCCGGCUGCUGGUCGCCUGCGUUCUGGCCACAGCCGGCCUCAUGCUCUGCGCCCAGCAGCUGCUGGCGGCCAAGAAGUUGCCGCCCGCUGGCGAGGAGCUCGGCCUGGCGCCAGCCGAAUCCGAGCUGUGGCGUGCGCUGCACGCGCUGCUCCGCUGGCAAAAGCUCCAGCAGCUGGUCAGCUGCUACGAUCUGCCCGGCAAUUGGGGCAAGAUCUUUGCGGUGCGCGAGAACAACGCACGCGAGAUACCCGUGAUGAACGGGCUGCGUUCCGUGUGCGCCAUUUGGAUUAUGAUCUUCCAUGUGGUGUGGUUCAUGUACUUUACCGUGCACAACAAAACCGUGCUCAUCACCUACGCGGAGCAGGCAUUCUUUCAGUACGUCUCCUCGGCGCCGCUGCUGGUCGAUGUCUUCUUUACCAUCAGUGGCUUCCUGCAAACGUACAACUUUCUGCGCAACUCCGCGCAGCUGGACGCAGUGCGUCGCAACGGCUGGCUCAAGAAUCUCCGGCUCUUUGGCAAGCUGCUCUUCCAUAGAUAUCUGCGCCUGGGUCCACUCUAUCUGGUCGUGAUGGCCUCGGUGGAUCUGGUUUAUGCCUACAUUGGCGACACGUCCGUCUAUCACAUCAACGAACGCUUCGACGAGAUGUGCUCCAAGCACUGGUGGCGCAAUCUGCUCUUCAUACAGAAUCUCUUCGACCAUCGCGACAUGUGCGCCAACUGGAGCUGGUCCCUCGCCUGCGAGAUGCAGUUCUUCAUGCUGGCCAACGCUUUGCUCUUUCUAUAUGCCAAGCAUCCCAAGCUGACGAAGGGUUUGGUGUCCGUGGCUCUGGUGUCCACCAUAGCCUGGUCCUAUGGCAUCGGGCUGAGCAUUAAGUUUCAGUUGUCGUUCGAUGCCGCCUUUGCCACCGGCACGGAGAUCUACACAUCGCCUUUUGUACGCAUUCUGCCCUACAUUCUGGGCGCGAUCACGGCCUGGUCGCUGCUCGAGCGGCGUCCACUCCUGGCGCUGAGCGAGCUGCGCGAACGCUGCUCGUGGCACUUGGCGCUGCUCGUCUUCUUCGCGUGCAUCUACUCGACCAUUCGGCGGGAUCUGGGCCCGCUGAUGGCCAUCUCGCUGUUCGUGCUGGGCCGGCUCUUCUUCUCGCUGAGCGUCUGCUGGAUGAUUGCGGGCAGCGCGCAGGGACGCGGCGUCUGGUGGUCGCGGCUGCUGGAGGCCAAGGGCUUCCAGCACGUCAGCCGGCUGUCCUAUGCCAUAUAUCUGCUGAAUCCACUGGUGAUUGCUCUCUUCUACAGCUUGACCAGCGCCAGCACACAUGCGGAUCCCUUCAUGCUGUGCGUGGUCACCUGUGGCUUCGCUGUCAUCGUUUAUUUGGCCUCCAUCGUUUUCUCUCUGGCCUUUGAGCUGCCCUACAGCAAUUUGUCCAGCAUUUUGCUGGGACGCAAAGCGAAAAGUGCUUGAAAGUUGCUUAAUGUUAGUUUUAUUAUAAGCAUAUUACGCCUACAUAUUCAAUUGUGAUCGUUUCCAUGUACAACUCACUUUAUCAUUACAACUAUAGCUGAUAGCGUAUAUUUAGUUGUAUUAUAUUUGUAAAUAUUUUUGAAAAAAUAAACACACCGAAAACGAAA